AUGCCCCACCACGAGUCGCCUCCCAUGGCCGCCGCUGUAGUUGCAAAGACCGCCGACCCUUCCCAGGCCGUUCCGCCAACGGCUGACGAAGUCUCCUCCCUCCUGAACAACUCCCUUACGGCAAAGACGUCGCAGGCCUCGCUCGAUGCUGCCUACGCGCUCUGCGGGCUCUUUGAGGGCUCCGUCGGAUUCCGCGGCCUGAAGGCCUACGGCAUCAUCGACGAGGUGAAGAAGGCCGCCGGCAACAAGAAGGAUGCUGUGAAGAAGGAAGGCGCCAUGUUCGUUUUGGGCGCCAUCUUCGAGCGCAUGCCUGCCCACCAGCCGCUGAGCGAAGUCGUUCUUCUCCUGCAAGAAGAGAAGCUGGUGCCGCUGUGCCUCGAUGCUCUGGCCGACAAGAACACCACCAUAAAGGAGUCCGCGCAGUACGCUCUGGACGCGCUUUUUAAGCAACUCAGGGCUGAGGCGCUUGUCUUCGGUCUGCUUCCCGUUUUGACCGAGUACCUCGCCAAAUCCACCGGAAAGUGGCAGGGUUCCGUUGCUGCCUUCUCCCUGCUGACGCAGAUGGCGGACAAGGCGAAGAUGGGCAUGGGCAGUCUCGAAGAGGAGACUGAAAAGGACGUUCUCCGCGAUGCCAUGGGCAAGAAGCUUGCAGGCCUCAUCCCCAUUGUCGAUAACGGCAUGCACGACCUGAAGGCCGAGGUUUCCAAGCAGGCCAUCAAGGCCAUGAACGCUCUCUCCACCCUUCUCCAGAACGACGACGUCACGCCCAAGAUCCCCCUUCUGAUCAAGGCCAUGGAGAACCCGUCUCCUGCCAGCACACAGAAGGCCAUCCACGCUCUCUCCAUGACCACCUUCGUUGCAGUCGUCACGGCGCCUGUUCUGGCCCUGCUCACGCCGCUUCUGGAGCGCUCUCUCAACAACCCUUCGACCAACCAGGAAGUUCUCCGCCAGACUGUGGUGGUUGUCGAAAACUUGACAAAGCUUGUUCAUGACCCUGUGGAGGCUAGGAACUUCCUGCCUAAGCUCAAGCCUGGUGUCCAGGCUGUCAAGGAUCGCGCUUCUCUCCCUGAAGUCCGUGAGCUGGGCGAGCGUGCCAUGAACGUUAUCAAGCACGCCAUGGGUGAGGAUGCCGAUGGCGCCUCGCCUAUUGAGCGCACCACCCCAGAGCAAGUCGGAACCGUGCUGGACAAGGAGAUUGCCACCAACGGUGGCCUUCUGGACCUCCCCGGUGACGCUGAGCUGUGGAAAUUCGCCCGUGCUUACAUCACCGAGAUGGUUGCGGAGGACGCUAACCAGCGGGCUCUUGACCGUGUCGUCAAGAGCAUUGAGCCUUACAUCAGGCCCUUGACGAGCGAGGGCAGCUCUGCUACCAUCGCGGAGAACGUUCACCGUUAUUUCCUCGAGGAGGACGAGCGCAAGUACGGCAAGCCCGUCGUCGAGGAUGAUGGUGAGACUGAAAUUGUCAACGCUACUUUCUCCCUUGGCUAUGGUGGUAUGCUGUUGCUUUCUCACACCAACCUUCGCCUCCUGAAGGGCCACCGCUAUGGUCUCUGUGGUCGCAACGGAGCCGGAAAGUCGACUCUGAUGAGGAGCAUUGCCGAGGGCAAGCUCGAGGGGUUCCCUCCUCAGGACGUCGUCAAGACUUGCUUUGUCGAGCACAACCAGGGUGAGGAUGCGGAAAUUACCAUUCUUGAGUAUAUUUCGAACGAUCCCAGGUUCAAGGACGAGAGCAGGGAACGCAUCUCUGAGGUCCUGGAGGAGGUCGGUUUCACUGCCGGUCCCGAAGGUCGCCAGUCCGAGAAGGUUGGCUCGCUCUCUGGUGGUUGGAAGAUGAAGCUUGCUCUCGCCAGGGCCAUGCUGAUGCGCGCCGAUGUCUUCCUGCUGGACGAACCUACUAACCACUUGGACGUUGCAAAUAUUGCCUGGCUGCAGGACUACCUCAAGAAGCACACAGAGAUCACCAGCUUGAUUGUUUCCCACGACUCCGGUUUCUUGGACGAAGUGUGCACCGACAUCUACCACUACGAGGGAAAGAAGCUUGUGUGCUACAAGGGUAACCUGGCCGAUUUCGUCAGGCAAAAGCCCGAGGCAAAGAGCUACUACACGCUUUCCAGCACCCAGGUUCAGUUCAAGUUCCCGCCCCCUGGUAUCCUCACCGGUGUCAAGUCCAACACUCGCGCCAUUCUCCGCAUGAGUGGUUGUUCGUUCACGUACCCUGGAUCAUCGAAGGCUUCUCUCAGUGAUGUUACCUGCUCUCUGACCCUAUCCUCCCGUGUCGCCAUCAUUGGCGCCAACGGUGCUGGAAAGUCGACGCUCAUCAAGGUCCUGACUGGCGAAGUCAUUCCGCAAACUGGCAAGGUUGAGAAGCACCCUAACCUGCGUAUUGGUUACAUCAAGCAGCACGCUCUUGAGCACGUUGAGAUGCACAUGGAGAAGACACCCAAUCAGUACCUGCAGUGGCGUUACGCCAACGGUGACGAUCGUGAGGUGCUCAUGAAGCAGACUCGUGUCCUGACCGCCGAGGAUAAGGCGCAGAUGGAGAAGGAGAUUGACAUCGGUGAUGGAAGGGGCCCCAAGAGGCUUGAGGCUCUCAUUGGUCGCCAGAAGUGGAAGAAGAGUUUCCAGUACGAAGUUAAGUGGGUUGGCUGGCUGCCGAAGUACAACACCAUGGUUUCCCGUGAAACGCUGCUUGAGCUCGGCUUCCAAAAGUUGAUCCAGGAGUACGACGACCACGAGUCUUCCCGUGAGGGUCUUGGUUACCGUCAGCUUGAGCCGAAGGUUAUCUCCAAGCACUUUGAUGACCUCGGCCUGGACCCUGAGAUCGCCAACCACAACGAGAUUGGCGGUUUGUCUGGUGGUCAGAAGGUUAAGGUUGUCAUUGCUGGUGCCAUGUGGAACAACCCCCAUCUGCUUGUUCUCGACGAGCCGACUAACUUCUUGGACCGCGACUCGAUGGGAGGUCUCGCUGCGGCCAUCCGCGACUACAAGGGUGGCGUGAUCAUGAUUUCUCACAACGAGGAGUUCGUCGGUGCCCUUUGCCCCGAGCAAUGGCACGUCGCCGAUGGCCGUGUGAUCCAGAAGGGUUCUCUUGCGGUCAACUCUAGCGCGUUUGAGGACAGCAAGCCGGGCAGUGUUGCCAGCUCCACGGUGCCCAGCACUGCGGCCAGCAGCGCAGUGAACUCGGAGGCCGAGGGUGGUGACAUGAAGUUCAAGGCCAAGAAGAAGAAGAAGAUGACCAGGGCUCAGCAGAAGGAGAGAGAGGUGAGGAGGCGUCUCAGACACAUUGAGUGGCUGAACAGCCCCAAGGGUACUCCUCACCCGCCGGAUACGGAUGAUGAGGCCUAA
This is a messenger RNA of Diplodia corticola, 3345 nucleotides long. RefSeq names its product elongation factor 3. The record is from RefSeq and is a predicted model, not a curated record. NCBI's taxonomy places the organism in Eukaryota, Fungi, Ascomycota, Dothideomycetes, Botryosphaeriales, Botryosphaeriaceae. Bases 1 to 3345 code for a protein of 1114 amino acids. Gene Ontology annotation, molecular function: ATP hydrolysis activity; ATP binding. The transcript is spliced from 3 exons.